Messenger RNA from Penaeus indicus, 1663 nucleotides. RefSeq lists its product as uncharacterized. The transcript has 7 exons. NCBI's taxonomy places the organism in Eukaryota, Metazoa, Arthropoda, Malacostraca, Decapoda, Penaeidae. Bases 537 to 1460 code for a protein of 307 amino acids. The record is from RefSeq and is a predicted model, not a curated record.
GCCACGCACGCUUCAUUCAGCCUCGGCUGCGGUCCUGCGGUGGAGGUGCUCUCGCGUCUAGGAGUACAACGACUUCUGAGGAAUAUGGCAGAGGAGAUCGUUGUAUUUCGCGAACAGAAUUGGGAAAAGAAAGAGGUUUUGAAGAUGUGAAAAAGAGUUUGAUCGGGUUGAACCACACAAGGAAACAAUGAAACGUUGAACUGAUUAUUAUUAUCGAAACAUUUGCAGGAUACAAGUGUUGUCUGAAAAGUCUCCACGCUUAUAACUAAUCAUGUUACACCAAAGCAGACUGAUGGUGAACAAGGAAUAUAAGUAAAAAAGUAACAUUAAAUAGCGACCUAGAAAAACAAGUGUGUGCCAACAGAACGAAGACAACUUACCUGUCACUUCACAAGUAAGAGAAAUUCAUGUUGUGAUUUACUGAUAUUUUAACGGAGAUCGACAAGAAAUAAUUUACAGGGAACUUCAACAGAGCAGUAGGAUCAAGAGAACGACAUUAUCUUUAGACAGACUUCUCCAAGAAACACCAGACCAAGAUGACUUCAGUCUGGAACCGCCGUAUGAAGUUAAUCCUAACUGUAGGCCUACUGAGCUUCGUGCUGUUGGCCGCCCUGAUCACCGGCCACACAUCGAUGUUGGAGCCACAGUUCAAGAAAGCCGAUGAAGCUAUUGGAGAGGAAGCUAUUUUGCACUCCAGAGAUCUCCUGAAGAAGGUGACAGACAUAGAAGAGGACAAACAAGAAUCGAAACAGCUUAUGAAUCUUCUGUUUUGCCGCGUCAUGAAUGUGCUGCCAUCUGGCGGCUUCUGCCUCGACUCCUUGAGGCUCUUCACUGGCGGAAAUGAAUACUGGGACGGGAAGCUGUGCAAGUCGCUGGAGGAGCUGUUCGGGUACUCGACCGUGGCCGACUUCGGCGCCGGCCUGGGCCACUACGGCCGCUGCUUCCUCCGGCGCCACGACAACCUCAUCCAGCACGAGAACCGCGUCGAGCAGCUCAGGAUGAAGACGAGCUACAAGUCGGAGAUGCUGAAGGCCGGGCUCCUGGACGCGCCGCAGGUCAUUAAAUCGUGGAAUGGUUGGGACGGCGCGGCGAACAUCGGCGUCCUGAGCAAGGGCAUGAUCGAGCCGCUCAACCUGGCGGACCCCGUCGACCUCGGAAGGCGCUUCGACUGGGUCAUGAGCAUCGAGGUGGGCGAGCACAUUUCUGCCAAAUCCGAGGAGGUCUUCUUGGAUAACCUCGUCAAACAUGCUUGCAAAGGCGUGGUGUUGUCGUGGGCGGUGCCAGGUCAGGGAGGACACAACCACGUGAACACGAGGCCGAACGAUUACCUCAAAUCCAAGAUGGCGGACAGAGGCUUGGUGGCCGACGACGAGGCAGAGAAACGCAUUCGAGGAGCUGUGGAUACCGAGUGGUUUAAGAACACUCUCAUGGUUUUCCGAUUCCCAGAAGAGAGAUGUUGAGGACUGAUGGCCAUGGUUGAAUUUCUGGCGAUAUAUGGAAUGGUUUCUUGAAUUUAUUUUAAAGAAAACGUUUAUGCCAUCUAUUUUGUAUAUAAUAUUUGCUGCUGUAAUAUUGUGUGACUAAUAUGUGCUUUCAUUUGGGCUGUGGGUAUGAAUGUGUGUAUAUAUACGUUUAUAUAUACACACACACACACACACACACA